Messenger RNA from Pipistrellus nathusii (Nathusius's pipistrelle), 2082 nucleotides. Lineage: Eukaryota; Metazoa; Chordata; Mammalia; Chiroptera; Vespertilionidae. The record is from the annotation of a GenBank genome assembly.
AUGGUGCCCCUGCUGCUGCUGCUGCUGCUGCUACCCCUGCUGUGGGGGGGGGACCAGGAUCCACGCUACCGGCUGAAGGUGGAGAGGAAGGUGACAGUGCCCCAGGGCCUGUGCGUGUGGGUGCCCUGCUCCUUCUCCUACCCUGGGAAGGGCAGUGCCAAGGCUGCCCAGGUGCAAGGCCACUGGUUCAGCAAUAAGAUCGACGACCCCGUGGCCACCACCGACCCGUCCCAGAGCGUGUACUGGAAUGCCGAGGGCCGCUUCCAGCUGGUGGGCAGCCCCGGGGACGGUGACUGCUCCCUGCUGCUCACGGACGCCUGGACGGAAGACCGAGGGAUGUACUUCUUCCGGGUCGAGGGAGGCCCUGCCCUGCCAUACAGUUUUCAGAACAAUAAGUUCUUUCUGGAUGUGACAGCCCAGACCCAGGAGCCAGCGGUCUACGUCCCCGAGAUCCUGGAGCCCGGGCGCCCGGCCACGGCCGUCUGCGCCUUCCCGUUCUACUCCGAGCGAUGCCCGGCCCCGACCCUCUCCUGGACGGGGGCCGCCUGCCCCCCGCAGAACUUCGGGGUGACCACCACGGCCUACGUCUCCGUGCUCACCUUCACGCCCCGACGGCAGGACCACGGCACCAACCUCACCUGCCGGGCCAGCUUCUCCUCGAAGCACCUGAGCUGCGAGCGCCGAGUCCAGCUGCACGUGGCCUACGCCCCGGAUGUCCCGAUCAUCAGCUUCUCCUGGGACAGCGGGCCAGCCCAGGAGCUCCAGGGGGACAGCCCACACCUGCAAGCCCGGAAGGGCCAGCGCCUGCGGCUGCUCUGUGCUGCGGACGGCAGGCCCCCCGCCGACCUGAGCUGGGCCCUGGGGGACAGUGUCCUCUCCUGGUCUAAUCCCACGGGGCCCGGGGGCCUGGAGCUGGUGCUGCCCUCUGUGCAGCCGGGGGACGCGGGACACUAUGCCUGCCGCGCGGAGAACAGGCUGGGCCUCCGGAGCCGCACCCUGAGCCUCUCUGUGAGCUAUGCCCCGGAGAACCUGACGGUGACCGUCUCCAGAGCAAACGGGACAGUCCUGGAGACCCUCGGGGACGGCGCGUCCCUCCCGGUCCUGGAGGGCCAAAGCCUGCGCCUGCUCUGCGUCGCCCACAGCGACCCCCCUGCCUCGCUGAGCUGGGCCCGCGGGGCACAGGUCCUGCGCCCCUCCCAGCCCGCAGCCCCCGGGGUCCUGGAGCUGCCUGGUGUGCGAGCGGAGCACGAGGGCCAAUUCACUUGCAGCGCUCAGAACGCGCUGGGCACCCUCCGCGCCUCGCUGAUCCUCUCUGUGCAAUGCCCCCCGCAGCUGCUGGGACCCUCCUGCUCCUGGGAGGACCAGGCUCUGCACUGCAACUGCUCCGCAAGGGCACUGCCCGCCCCCUCCCUGCGCUGGCGCCUGGGGGCGGGGAUGCUUGAGGGGAACCAUGGCAACGGUUCCCACGCUGUCACCUCCAGCUCAGCCGGGCCCUGGACCAACAGCUCCCUGAGCCUCCGUGAGGGGCUCAGCUCUGAGCUCAGACUCAGCUGCGAGGCCCGGAAUGUGCACGGGGCUCAGAGCGCCUGGGUCCUGCUGCUGCCAGAAAACAAGGAGCUCAUCGCUAAAGGAUUCUCCAAGGGAGUAGCUCUGGGCACCGGCGUCACCACCCUCCUCUGCCUCUGCCUCUGCCUCUGCCUCAUCCUGGCCAUCGUGAAGACUCUGAGGAAGACCCGGACCCCGGAGGCCCCGGCAGCGGAGACGCCCGCAGAGACCCCCGGGCGGACAGAGACCUGGAGGUCCAGGCUCACCCGGAGGAGCACGAUCCUGGAUUACAUCAACGUGAUCCCCAAGGCGCGCGGCCUGGCUCGGGAUCCAAAGGCCAAGCCCAGCAGCCCUUCCAGGGCCCCUCCUGCAGGUGCUAACUCCCCAAGACGGAAGGCGUCCCCUGUAGCCUCAGAGUCAAGGAACAGCCAACAGGAGAUCCAUUACGCUGCCCUCAUCUUCCCAGGGUCCCAGCCACAGGAGGCCCAGGAGGCCAUGGACACCAACGCGGAAUAUGCCCAGAUCCGGUUCCGCUGA